Diospyros lotus (date-plum) is the source of this 3947-nucleotide messenger RNA. Its product is annotated as probable E3 ubiquitin-protein ligase RZFP34. Gene Ontology annotation, cellular component: nucleus. Gene Ontology annotation, biological process: protein ubiquitination; ubiquitin-dependent protein catabolic process. Bases 2608 to 3549 code for a protein of 313 amino acids. The transcript has 12 exons. Gene Ontology annotation, molecular function: ubiquitin protein ligase activity; zinc ion binding. NCBI's taxonomy places the organism in Eukaryota, Viridiplantae, Streptophyta, Magnoliopsida, Ericales, Ebenaceae. The record is from RefSeq and is a predicted model, not a curated record.
GAAGCUCAUCGCAAUCGGAUCACAUCUCGCUCGCUCUCUGAAGGCUAGGUUUAUCUCUGCUUUUUGUAUCUCUGCUUUUGUUCUUUGAAAUUGCGCGCAGACUGGGGAUCGGACGGCGAGAAUUUUGGUCGGAGAUUCGAUCAGUCGGCGACGAAUUUAAAGUUCGUUAUUUGUGAAUUGGAAAUCUUUCUAGCUAGUUUUCUUUGCUUCCUCGUUUGCUUUCGUGUGGCAUUUGUUCUUGGAUGAAACGGCAACCUUGUUUUCUGACUUCUGCUUGAAUUUAGGUAGGGAUCUCACCGAAAUGAUUAAAUUUUAGGUUAUCUGAAUGAUUAAGAUCGCUUGGUUGCCAAGAAGGCUUUAGAAUGGAAAGUUAGAGCCGUUAUUUUGAAUUUUCGUUUCUUUUGCUUUCUCUUUAGAUUUUUAGCGACUGGCUUUUUUGCAAUUGAUUGUGAAAGAGCAUGAGAAGAGAGGAUAGAGUGGAUGGAGGGCCACUAGCAAUUUCCAAUUCCUAGUUCUAGGUUAUUUGUUUGGGUUUCUAUUUCUUUGUCGUGUAUUUUCAGAUUGGCUAUUUCCAUUUUCUAGUUUUUCUGUUUGUUUGUACGUGCGGGGGCUGGCGUUAGCUUGACUUUAUGAGGUUGUUGCUCGCUAACGAAAUUAUUAUGCCAUUCAUGAAAUUGUUACGUGUGUUGUGCACGAUCUAAAUGUCAAAAGUACGGUUGAUUGUUACUUUCUUCUUAAUGAUUCUUGUUGUUGCUUAUUUGUUGGGUUCUGCAUGUCACUGCCUCUGUUUUUUUCUUUUUCCCCUUUUUUUGUUACUUCUGAUCUGUUUGCUGUUUGUUGGUAUGACAUAGGGCUUGCUGUCUUUGUUUAAGCAUGCCAUUUAUGACAGCCUUCUUGUUUUCUUUCUUAAAUUGUGAGAGUUGAAGCUGAGAGAACGAUUUUAAUUUCAACCACUUUUACUUCUGCCGGUCCUUUUUGUGACGUAUGCGCUGUUGCCAUCUGUACCUGGUGCAACUAUUGUUUGGUUUCCUGUCGGUUUGGUUUCGAGUUGGGUGCCUAUUUUACCAUUCUGGACGAUAUUUCAUGGGUUGCUAUGGGUUCGUCUCCAUUAAUUUCCCAGAAUUAUAACGAGAAUGGGAGACAUUAUGUAGAUGCAACAAUGCACGUCCAUAAUUUGACUAGCUUGAUGAGGGGCUGAUCUUGUGUGGGGACAUUUUUUGUUAUUAGGAAUAACUGUAGGGUUUUAAAACGAGAGACAUGAAGCAUUCAAAUCGCGUAUGGGGUUUAGACUGAAGAGUUUAAUUUUAACUUCAUCAUGAGGUAUAUGUACCUACCUAUUCAUAGGGCACAAGUACAACCCUUUUUUUUAUUUGCUAACUCGGUUAUUCUUACUAUGUUUUAAGCUAUAGAAGAUUAGUCAUGGAGUUGCAGGUGCAACAAGCAGAGAUUAAUUCAAUCUUUAUGAUUAAAGACAUAGGAUCUGCGGUCAUCCAGAUUUGAUUGCUCAGGGUUUUUAGGGUCCCUGAUUAAUCCUAUUGAUUUGGGAUGCUUGAUUGUGUUCUAUGGUACAUUGGCUAUUUAGUCGCAGGUAAAAUUAUUCAUUCCUUACAGGCCGGUUUAGGAAACGUUUGCUCCUUACUUGUGUAAGGAGCUAAAAUGUAAAAAGACGAGAAACCUAGUUUUUCCUUGAUCCGAUUCUGGCAUUACAGUAUCAUUUCCUUUAUCUACUUCCCCAGUUAAUUUUAACCGUAUUAAAUAAGGGCCAUGUGCUUGGGGACAAUCAAUCAUGUGUCAUUAAUCGGUCAUGGUGUUAAAAGUCUGAAUUCUAGGAGUUAAACAGCAUGUUAGCAUACUUUUUCAUUUCCCCCAUGUUUUUGCCAUCCAAAGUUCUUGCUUCAUUAAAGUCUUCUGACACAGAAGUUCAGCUCGGUGUUGGAAAGAGAACUCCUUUGAUCCUUUGAAGAAUUUCAUCUUGCAAAUUGGGAAAACAUAGAUAGUAUAGGAAGUUUUUACUUUCAGCCAAGCAGGCUCUAAAGUUAAUACUUACUACUCUUAGAUUGCUGGAAGUGACUAACACUUAAAUGAGCUAGAUUUGAAUUGAAGAGAAGCCCAUGGAGAGCUUGGAUGGUAAUAGAAGUUGUUUGGGUAAGUUUCACUUAUUGAAGGGGAUACUGGAGUCACUGCAGAUUCACAGACCAAGGUUGGUCUAUCCAUUGAUGGUGUCCAACUUAGAUGGCUAUGAACUUCUUGAAGGAUCAAUCAUGCGAUGGUUACUAUGCAGACCUGAAGGCUUUGGCGUACCUCAGUGGCUGCAUUUUUUAGUUUUAUAUUUGGAUUCUUACAGAUGCACUUGCUAUGAUGAAUGCUUCUCUUGGAGUUUGCUGAUUGGAGCUAUCAACCUUAGUUGGAUUAUGUUGUUGCUGAUUUGAAUUGGUCUUCCGUAAUAGACGAGAAAGCAACAUUCUCGUGGGUUGUUUACCUGCUUGGUGGGAAACUUAGUUAUGCCUUUUGGGCCUUAGCGUUCUAGCUUAACUUUCCCUAAAUGCAGGUACUUUAGGCUCAUAACAAGCUGCUUGCUAGUCUUUAGUAUAUACAUCAAAAGACUAAAUGGCAGAUUUAGCAGUCAGCCAUUCAAAGGCUCUGAACUUUGAGCCUGAUAACCUCCAGCAUGCCACCAGUGAAGAACAGGCUGAGUUGCAAUCCCUGAAUCCAAAUGGAGAGUGUGUGCCCAUUGAAGAACCACAAUAUGAUGUGAAACCCACCACUGGUACAGAGCUGCUCGAUAAAGGAUACAUGCAGUAUGGGUGCCCUCAUUACCGAAGAAGAUGCCGUAUUAGAGCUCCAUGUUGUAAUGAGAUAUUUGAUUGUCGUCAUUGUCAUAAUGAGGCAAAGAACAAUAUCAAUGUUGAUCAGAAACAUAGGCAUGACAUUCCACGCCAUAGAGUCCAACAGGUCAUAUGUUCUCUCUGUGGCACUGAACAGGAGGUUCGGCAAAUUUGCAUCAAUUGUGGUGUUUGUAUGGGAAGCUACUUCUGUGAGACCUGCAAGCUGUUUGAUGAUGAUACAUCGAAGAAACAAUAUCAUUGCAAUGGCUGUGGUAUUUGCAGAAUUGGUGGGCAGGAGAAUUUCUUCCAUUGCAACAAGUGUCGAUGUUGCUACACGGUUCUUCUGAAGAAUAGCCAUCCUUGUGUUGAAGGAGCAAUGCACCAUGACUGCCCUGUUUGCUUUGAGUACUUGUUUGAAUCUAGAAAUGAUGUAAAUGUCAUGCGAUGUGGGCAUACAAUUCACAAAAGCUGCUUGAAGGAGAUGCAGGAACAUUACCAGUAUGCAUGUCCUCUAUGCUCCAAAUCGGUCUGUGACAUGUCUAAAGCUUGGGAGAAAUUUGACAUGGAGAUUGCAGCUACGCCCAUGCCUGAGCCUUACCAAAAUAUGAUGGUCUGGAUCCUUUGCAAUGACUGUGGCACCACGUCUGAGGUGCAGUUUCAUGUGGUAGCUCAGAAAUGCCCCAACUGCAGAUCCUACAACACCCGCCAAACAAGAGGGCGAUGAAGAGCUAGAAUGGCGACACAGCUGGCCAACUCUCACUUGAGCAUACUAUUGACUUUUGGGCUGCAUUCAAAACCUCAUCCUCUGAUCCAUGGAAAAUGAAGAUGCAGACCAUCUCGACCCGGCCCGGCAGCUUCGUGCAGUACCGGGCUGGCCUCGUGGAAUUUUGUUUUUCUGUGUUCUACUCUGUUUUUUGUUCGCAUCUUUAAUAAUCUCAUCUAGCUGCCAAUAUUGUUAUUUGAUAAACGCUUUAUUUCCAAACCCAUUGUUCCCCCUUAUUGCGAGGAUAAGAAGUCAGCAAUGGUGAAAUAGAGUUUGAAGGCAGCAAUGGCGAAUUGGAUAUUGAAUUUGUGAGGUCAAUCUCAAUUUAGAAUUGGAUUCAAGUUAAAAUUACAUAUAAA